Molecule: messenger RNA, 414 nt
Organism: Eruca vesicaria subsp. sativa (arugula)
Lineage: Eukaryota; Viridiplantae; Streptophyta; Magnoliopsida; Brassicales; Brassicaceae
Source: the annotation of a GenBank genome assembly
AUGAACCAAUACAAGCCAAUAUUUUUGGGAACGGCUGAUCCGAAUACGGAGCUCAGUAAGCUAACCCGGGCGUGUAACACCCAGAAGUGUAUUCGUGCUGGUAGCAAGCAUAUUGAUCUCGACGAUGUAGGUAAAGAUACUUACCAUCACACCUUCUUUGAGAUUCUGGGUAACUGGUCAUUUGGUGAUUAUUUUAAGAAAGAAUCAACUGAGUGGGCUUGGGAGCUCUUGACUAAGGUAAUUAAAACAACUGGGGUCUUCCCACACAUGUUGGAAAGGGCGUUUAUCUUUGUUUACGUCUUAUGGGUUUUAGUAAAGUACAUGGACUACCAACUGAUCGAAUGCUACCUAUUCGGCGGUGAUGAGAAAGCUGGCCUUCAACCUGAUAAUGAGGCUGAAGAUAUAUGGCUGUAG